This is a messenger RNA of Prorocentrum cordatum, 1561 nucleotides long. The record is from the annotation of a GenBank genome assembly. Lineage: Eukaryota; Dinophyceae; Prorocentrales; Prorocentraceae.
CUCAAAUGAAGCAAUCGUUUCUCCGCAUCACUCCGCAGCCGUUGGCUCAAGCGCAGGCCCGCGCAGCCGCUGGCUGAGCAGCGGGCGCUGCUCCGAUGGCGUCGGUCCUCCUUCAGUCCCCGGCGCCAGCCUGGCCCGCCCAGGGCGGUGCGCCACAGCCGGAGCCUCCCGGCGCGCCGCCGGUGCUGCUGCACGAUGCCUUCUGCCUGGAGGUGUGCAGACUGCUGCGCCCGGGGAGCUUCGCACAGUGGAGGGCCACUGCGGCCUCGGUGGAGGUCAGGGUGGCCAGGCACUCCCGCAUCGUUGCGUCGGCGAGGAUGAGGCGGAGCCUCGCUCAAGACCCAGAUGGCCUUGGCGCUCUGGACGCCUACUGCGCAUGGCGGUUGACGGCGCCGCAGCUGGCGGAGAGGCUCUUGUCUGGGGAACAGUUCCCGCUGCUGCAGCGCCGGCGCAUCCAGGCCGCCGGUUUUUUUCGCGCUUCGGGGCCAGUGGAGCGGACAGCCUUCGUGGAGGCGGUGUCCUCCUGCCUCCAGCGCGACCCGCCGAAGGGGGAGGUCCUGGCUGACUGCUGGUCGCUACCCGAGGCCUCGCACGUCCUCGCGCGCAUAGUGGAUCCGGCACCUGGUGCCUGGGCGCACGGAGGCGGCUGGAUCGACGCACAGUGCUUGGACUGCCUGCUGCAUGCCGAGGAGGAGUACCUCUUCGGCCUCUUCCAUUCGCUCAACCGCACCUUUGCUCGCCUGCCCGCGCGCGUUUCACACUCUGACGCCUCCCUCGACAGACGGGCCAGCGCAGGCGGCGCGGCCAGCUGUAGCGCUGCGGCAGCGACGGCCUCGGGCACUACCACUGGGCGACCCGCGCCGGCGCUGGCGCGGCCGCCCGGCGUCGGCGUCCUUUUCACCUCCGGGCUCUACGUGCCGCUGCUGGAGAGGGCGUCGGAGCACCUGGCCGCCGCGCUGGGCGCCAGACCGCUGGCCGUUGGCAUCGGAGACGCUGCGCGGCCCGACCUGGUCGAGGCGCUGCACGGCGUCCUCUUCGUGCAGGCGCGGCGCUUCGCGCAGCUCUCGGGCGAGGGGCUGGCCCAGAGGGUGCGCGACCUCGAGGUGGUCGCGAGGCGCCCAGGCACCCCCCCGAGGCCGUCGGCCGUGGCCGCGCGCGCGGAGCCCCACCGCUGGAGGGGCGCGCUGGACGCCGCCGUCCGGCUCCAGAGCGGGCCGCGGAGCUACCCGCCGGCCUGGGAGAUGGCCUACUACAUCCACGGCGUCCUCUCCGCCCCCGAGCCCGACGCGCACAUGGAGGGCGCCGGGCUCCGGCUGGACCUGCUCGCGCUGCUGGCGCUGGUGGCGCGCGACGGCACCCGCGCCGUGGCGGCGCUCGCCCGCGAGGGCGGCGAGGGCGAGCGGGCGCUGGUCGGGGAGCUGUCCAGGGCGAGGGCCGCCAUCGUCGGCGGCCUCCAGGAGCUGCGCUGGUGCGAGACCGCGGUCGCGCGCUGGCGGCUUUGCCCUGGCUACUGCGAGUCCAGCGUCGUCCGCUGAGUGAUAGAUGGAGCCCAGUAUCCCCC